Messenger RNA from Petromyzon marinus (sea lamprey), 2039 nucleotides. RefSeq lists its product as uncharacterized. Lineage: Eukaryota; Metazoa; Chordata; Hyperoartia; Petromyzontiformes; Petromyzontidae. Gene Ontology annotation, cellular component: respiratory chain complex I; mitochondrion. Gene Ontology annotation, biological process: mitochondrial ATP synthesis coupled electron transport. The record is from RefSeq and is a predicted model, not a curated record.
GUGGUGGGGGUGUGGUGGGGGGCGGGGCGUGGUGAUGGUGGUGACGUUUCUUGGGUUCCCCCCUCCGUCAUUGACACUUGAAGUCCAAGAUGGCGGCCUCCGUGUGGUUUCGCCAAGCGCAGUUCGUCAAGAUGCUUCAGGUGUGCAGGGCGUCCCUUCCCAGUGCAACCGGUCAGGCCGGCUUGUCCUCCAAGCCCACUAAGCCCACCACCAGCUCCACGAAAGACGCGGGGGCCACCAAGGCCAAAGGCUCGCCCGCCACGGCUCUCGGCGGCGGCGGCAACAAGGCGGCCCCCAAGGCGGCCCCCAAGGCGACCCCCAAGGCGGCGGCCGCCGGGCCCCCUCCUCCGGCCAGCGCGGCCAGCGCCAACAUGUCCGCCCUCCAAGGCGCCACCUACGGAGAGAUCCUCCGGAAGGAAGCCAAGAAGAAGGAUCCGCAGUCGAGUAGCUCCAGCUCCGAUUCGGACCGGGAACAAAAGCCGUCCUCCCAUCCUCCACCUCGCUCUGCGUGCAAGAAGACGCCCGGCGCUCCGCCCAAGGCCGCGGUGAUUUUGGAGAAACCGACGGAAGAGACCGCCACGGCCGCCGCCGCCAAGCCGUCGAAGGCCGAGUCGGCCGAGGGCGGCGACGAAUCGAAGGCGACGACAACGGCCGACGCGCCCGAGGGCCCUGGCACGUCGGAGUCGGCCGCGGGAGUUGCCGAGGACCGCGACGGAGCCAAGAAGGCGGCCAAGAAGGCGGCCAAGAAGGCGGCCAAGAAGCGGGAGAAGGCCGAGGCCCAGGCUCCGCCGGCGAUGGGCGGACGUCCGCAAGAGGAAGGGGGAGGGCUCGGGGUCGCGGACGACGCCGCCGCGGGGGCGAUCGCCGGUGCCGCGGAGGCAUCGGCGGCGGCGGAACCGGGGUCGGGGAAGCGCGGCGACGCCGAAGAAUUGGUGGACGCGGCGCCACAAGUGGCGGCAGCGGAGGAGGAGGAGCUCGGCGACGGAGGAGGCGCGGUGACGGAGGGACGCCGGGGGGAGGUGGACAACGCCGCCGGCGUGGAGGCGAGAGGGAAGGAGGCCGGGCGGGAGGAAUUGAAGGGGGCGGAGGUGAAAGGGGAGGAAUUGAAGGGGGCGGAUGCCGAAGGGGGGGCGGCAGUCGAAGAGAUCGAGGGAGCGGAGGUGAAGGCGGUGGCGGUGGCGGCACCGGAAGAGGGCGGCCAGGCCACCGGGGAUCCGUCGGCCGGGUUGGAACCCGGCACUGGGGCAGCUUCCUCCGGAACGGAGGAGACCAUCGCUCGGGCGUCGCCGCCGGAGCCGCCGGAGCCGUUGGACAACUCGUCGUACCGCAACACGGAGCACUGGGCCUACACACCGCACACCUACGCCGACGUGGACGUGGACCUGGCAGCCUUGCGCCAACCGCAGCCGUCGUCACGCGGAUAGGCCCCUCCCUUAGCCACGCCCCCUUAGCCACGCCCCCUUAGCCACACUCCCGCCCCGCCAGCCACGCCCCCGCCCCCCCCAGUCAUACCCCUAGCCACACAUUGCGGCCAUGCUCCCCAAGCCAUACUCCCAGCCACGCCCCCUUAGUCACACGCCCCCUGAGUCACACUCCCCCCCCAGCCACGCCCCCUUAGUCACACGCCCCCUGAGUCACACUACCCCCCAGCCACGCCCCAGCCACGCCCCCUUAGUCACACUCCCCCACAGCCACGCCCCCUGAGCUCCACUCCCCGCCCCCCUCCCAGCCACUCUCACCAGCAAUGCCACAAUCUGUGCAGCAGCAACGUCAUUCAGCCAUGCCCACUUGGCCACACCCCCCCCCCCCAGCAAACCCUCCAGCCUCCCCUCCCCCAGCGACCCCCUCAGCCUCCCCCCCCCAGCCUCCCCUCCCCCAGCGACCCCCCCUACAAGAUCUGACCAACCCACAAUGUGAGUCUCCCAGGGACUCCCAUUGGGUCUCCCCCCCCCCCCCCCUGCUCCCUACAUAUUGUAAUGUUCUGAUGAGGAGUCCGAGUAACCCUGUAACUAAUGUAAUUAAAGAGAAUUGUCAUCCAC